Molecule: messenger RNA, 963 nt
Organism: Knipowitschia caucasica
Lineage: Eukaryota; Metazoa; Chordata; Actinopteri; Gobiiformes; Gobiidae
Source: the annotation of a GenBank genome assembly
AUGGUAGUGGCAGUGCCCCUUCUGAACGUACCAAAAGAAGUGGAGGCCAAAGCAGAGCUGGAGGCCGAAGCAGAGCUGGAGGCCGAAGCAGAGCUGGAGGCCGAAGCAGAGCUGGAGGCCGAAGCAGUGCUGGAGGCCGAAGCAGUGCUGGAGGCCGAAGCAGAGCUGGAGGCCGAAGCAGAGCUGGAGGCCGAAGCAGUGCUGGAGGCCGAAGCAGUGCUGGAGGCCGAAGCAGUGCUGGAGGCCGAAGCAGAUCUCCACCACAGCCUGGACCUGUACUUCCUCAAGCCAGCUGGAACAGUGAACUGGAUUCCGAUGAUUGCCACCCGAAAAAGUUCAAGCCCAAAAGGACACCAGGGCACCAGCUUCAUGCAGUGGAUGGACUCGCGUGAAGUCUCCAUCUGCUCCACCAUCCAUCCUGCUUACACAGGUAAAACAGUGAGGCGGCGCUUCAAAGAAACCGUCGACAACUGGGUCACCAAAGACAUUCCCUGCCCACAGCCAAUCAUGGAUUACAAUAAGUACAUGGGAGGGGUUGAUCUGUCAGAUCAACUAAUUCAAUAUUACAGUGUUCACCACACCACCAAACGCUGGUACCGGACCCUAUUUUUCCACUUCAUGGACAUUGCAGCCACAAACGCUUACCUUUUGCACAAAGAGUUGAGCCAAGAAAAAGGGGACAAGCCAAUGACACACCAAGGCUUUUUAGAGGAGCUGACUGCCCAGCUCUGUGGUGUGUCAGUGAUGGUCCCUCCUGUAAAAGCCCCCGCACAACACUUGCCCGUGGCAAUAUCUGAACAGGAAGACCUGAAGAAGCGGGCAUCAUACGGGAGGAGAAGCUGUGCUCACUGCAGAGAGACUCGCCACAAAAGACAAGCUACCCCUUGGAAGUGCCUAGCCUGUGAUGUGGCUCUCUGCCUCAUAGCAGACAGAAACUGCUUCCAGGAAUGGCAUCAGGAGUAA